AUGAGAUAUCAGCUGAAUCAGCCACUCUCAAUUGCUGAUAAAGAGGAUUGUCAGGUCUCAAUUGCUGGAAAUCUGGAGCAGAGACCUCAAACCAAAUGUGCUGAAAGGAUGAAAGAAAAUGAGCAUCGAUUCUAUGGAAAAUCAAUUCCACUAGGAUCAAUGGAAGAAGCCAUGAGAAACGAUAGCAUUCGAGGUUGUUUUAACUCUGCUCAAGUUCUUGCUGAUUAUGCAGAGUUGCUGAUAUACCUCAAAGAAAAAUUAUCUGCGGAAAAUUGUCCAAUUAUUGUCAUUGGAGCAUCAUAUGGGGGAAGGGUUCGGUCUUUUAUUCUCAGGCCCUCAAACAAAUCUUACGAGCUCAAGGACAACUUGGAUUUAACAUACACUGAAGCAGCUCAAUACAAUGCACCACCAACAUCUCCAGUUACUGUGGUCUGUGGCGGCAUUGAUGAAGAAUCUGAAGGAAGUGAUAUUCUGAGCCGGAUAUUUGCUGGUGUUGUAGCAGUUGAAGGCAAACAGGAUUGCUGCGACAUAAUGGAAUACGAUUCUCCUAUCCAGACUGAUGGGUGGCGAUGGCAGACAUGUACGGAGAUGGUAAUACCCAUUGGACGUGGUGGCAACAACAGUAUGUUCCCACCAGAACCCUUCAAUCUAAAGCGCUUCAUCAGAAAUUGCAAGAGAAUGUAUGGCGUCCAACCUCGGCCUCGUUGGGUCACAUCCUACUAUGGGGGCCAUGACAUAAAAUUGAUCCUCCAUAGGUUUGCUAGCAACAUCAUUUUCUCCAAUGGACUGAGGGAUCCUUACAGUAGUGACGGGGUGCUAAAGCAUAUAUCAGACACUAUUAUCGCCAUUAAUACAGUAAAUGGAUCCCAUUGCUUGGAUAUAAAACAACUGGAACAAAGUGAUCCAGAGUGGUUAGUAAUGCAAAGAAGGUUAGAAGCCGAGGUCAUUGAAGGAUGGAUCACAAAGUACUAUGCUGACCUUCUUGCUUUCAGAAAAUUGAAGGAUGUCUAG
Messenger RNA from Ilex paraguariensis (yerba mate), 1011 nucleotides. NCBI's taxonomy places the organism in Eukaryota, Viridiplantae, Streptophyta, Magnoliopsida, Aquifoliales, Aquifoliaceae. The record is from the annotation of a GenBank genome assembly.